AUGACCGAAUCCCACCCUCCGGACACCUAUCGAGGUCCCCGCCACCAGGGAGAAUACGAUCGUCUACGAACUCAACAUGAUCUCGUGAAAACUGCAAUGAACGGAAAGCUUCUGUACUGUCCUGUGGAUUUAAAAGAGCCCAACCUCCGUAUCCUAGACUCCGCAACUGCCGAGGGUACGUGGUUGAUCGAUCUGGCUCGGUCUGUUCCCUCUUCGACGUCACUGUAUGGCACCGACAUCGCCCCACAACACUUUGUCACCGAGAAUGAGCGGCCUCCAAACGUUCAUCUCUUGCCUCACUCAAUCUUUGACCCUUGGCCUGCCGACUUUCAGAACAGCUUUGACGUAGUGCAUCAGCGCUUCGUUCUUACGGUCGCCUCCGACCAAACAGCCCAAGAGGCUGUCAAAAUGCUGUUAUCAUGCGUCAAGCCGGGCGGUUGGAUUGAGUUACAUGAAGGGAAUAUGCUUUCAAUCCAGGAAGGCCCUGAGCAUGCAGCAUUUAUGAAAUUCCGCGACAUAAUGGUCAACGCAUGGGCGGCCAUAGGGAAUCAGCCGAGCCCUGGGUCAUUCCUGGUGCCGUGGCUACGGAGUGCUGGUGCUGUAGAUAUCCAGGAAAGUGUCCAGAUCAUCAAAGUUGGAGCUGCAUCGGAGGAUAAAGAGCAGGGUGAGAGGGCUGUGGCUGUUUUGCUCCAUCUCCUGGAUGGAAUGAAGAUGAUGCUAAGUGAUAAGCCAGGGCAAGUUACGAGCAAGGAGUUUGAUGAUCUCCGGAAACAAUUAGAGGUUGAGCUUCGUACUGUUGGGAAUGUCUACUACUAUCAUCUCGCCUGGGCACGAAAAGCCUGA
Penicillium cinerascens is the source of this 843-nucleotide messenger RNA. RefSeq lists its product as uncharacterized. Gene Ontology annotation, molecular function: methyltransferase activity. The coding region runs from base 1 to 843 and encodes 280 amino acids. The record is from RefSeq and is a predicted model, not a curated record. The transcript is spliced from 2 exons. Lineage: Eukaryota; Fungi; Ascomycota; Eurotiomycetes; Eurotiales; Aspergillaceae.